Molecule: messenger RNA, 1937 nt
Organism: Rubroshorea leprosula
Lineage: Eukaryota; Viridiplantae; Streptophyta; Magnoliopsida; Malvales; Dipterocarpaceae
Source: the annotation of a GenBank genome assembly
AUCUCCCCUCAUUUCUCCACUCUCUUCUUAUUUAUUCAUUCAUGCAUUCAUUCCCAUCUUAGACGACUGCUUUUCUUCUCCCUUCUCUGUCUCCAAAACGCUUUCGUGGAAAUAACUCUCCCACUUCCAUCAGAGAAAAUUAUUAAGGUUUUAGGAAAAAAAUGGCGAAGGAGCAAUUAGAGGUGCUAAACGCGCUUGAUGCUGCCAAAACACAAUGGUACCAUUUCACGGCGAUCAUAAUUGCCGGAAUGGGAUUCUUCACCGACGCAUACGAUCUCUUCUGCAUAUCCCUUGUUACCAAAUUAUUAGGCCGCAUAUACUACCAUGUCGAUGGUGCACCUAAGCCCGGAUCCUUGCCUCCCAAUGUGUCCGCUGCCGUGAACGGCGUUGCAUUCUGCGGAACACUAUCAGGGCAACUCUUCUUUGGCUGGCUCGGUGACAAGCUCGGCCGGAAGAAGGUCUACGGUAUGACGCUAAUGCUCAUGGUCGUCUGUUCAAUUGCCUCCGGUCUCUCUUUUGGUCAUGACCGGAAAGCCGUCAUGGCCACCCUCUGCUUCUUCCGAUUCUGGCUUGGAUUCGGGAUUGGCGGCGAUUACCCGCUCUCCGCCACUAUAAUGUCGGAAUACGCCAACAAGAAGACUCGCGGAGCGUUCAUUGCGGCCGUAUUUGCAAUGCAGGGGCUUGGAAUUUUGGCCGGUGGUUUCUUUGCUAUUAUUGUUUCCUCCGCUUUCCAGGCUAGAUUUCAUGCGCCGCCUUAUGAAGUCAGUCCACAGGCCUCGAUGGUUCCUGAAACAGACUACGUUUGGCGGAUCAUCUUAAUUUUCGGAGCUUUCCCGGCAGCUCUCACUUACUACUGGCGAAUGAAGAUGCCGGAAACCGCCCGGUACACUGCUCUGGUUGCCAAAAAUGCAGAGCAGGCUGCGUCGGAUAUGUCGAAGGUCCUGAAUAUGGACAUUGAAGCAGAGCCGCAGAAGAUAAAGAAUUUAACACAGGAAAAAUCUCAAUUUGGGUUAUUCUCCGGAGAGUUCUUCCGCAUCCAUGGACUUCACUUGCUCGGAACGACCACCACUUGGUUCUUACUUGACAUCGCAUUCUACAGUCAAAACCUUUUCCAAAAAGACAUCUUCAGCGCCAUCGGAUGGAUUCCUCCGGCUAAGUCCAUGAGUGCAAUUGAAGAAGUUUUCAAAAUCGCAAGGGCCCAAACCUUAAUUGCCCUCUGCAGCACCGUCCCCGGUUACUGGUUCACGGUGGCUUUCAUCGACAUAAUUGGAAGGUUCGCGAUCCAACUGAUGGGUUUCUUCUUCAUGACAGUGUUCAUGUUCGCCCUCGCCAUCCCAUACGACCACUGGACCCAUAAAGAGAACCGAAUUGGGUUCGUGGUGAUGUACUCACUAACAUUCUUCUUCGCCAACUUCGGACCCAACGCCACCACCUUCGUCGUCCCGGCAGAGAUUUUUCCAGCGAGGUUCAGGUCCACUUGCCAUGGCAUAUCGGCAGCAGCUGGAAAGCUAGGCGCCAUCGUGGGUGCAUUCGGGUUCUUGUAUUUAGCUCAGAAUCAAGACAAGGCCAAGGCGGAUACAGGAUAUCCUGCAGGCAUCGGAGUGAAGAAUUCCCUGAUUGUAUUGGGUGUAAUCAACGCCUUGGGUUUCCUUUUCACUUUCCUGGUGCCCGAAUCCAAAGGGAAAUCUUUAGAAGAGAUUUCUGGUGAGAACGAAGGAGAUGAAGCAGAGGAAUAGAAGUAGUCAUCAGCAGCUUUUUUAGAGUACGUUUGAUUUGAGAUAAAUCAAGGGAAGGAGAUAAUGAUUUUUUUUAUUACGUUAGUCAAUGUUACAAUUUGAUUGAUAAAAAAAAUUCAUCCCUACACCCUCGUCCCUCUCAUAUGUUUUCCUCGAACCAAACCCUACCCUUGAUGUUUCAUCAAUUUAACUUGUAAGUUU